CGUACAUAAAAAAUCGCCUCUGCUGAGAUGAAGAAUUGAUAUUCCAAGGCACUGGUUUUGAAGCAUGAGCCCAGGGAUGCGGCACAGUCCCUCAUGACCUCCAGCCAGCCCUUGUUCGUCGUUCAGGAGGCUCAAUGUUUCUACCAAAUCAGCACAAUCUACAAUACCUGCCCACGCUAUCUCUUUUAUGCGCUGCUGAUCGCAAGCUGUCUCACUCGCUGGACAGGAUGGCUUGCCGACGUUUUCUUAGGCGCCGCGGCCACAUAUGCAGGCACUGCAGCAAUCGAGGCAUUCAUUCUCCUGGCCAGCCCCCAGAAAAAACCAGAACCGGAGCUAGUCACCAUUCCUUUCAUUUCCAAGAACACCACGUUAUGGAACGAUUUCCCUCAGCUGAUUACCGAAACAAAUCAAGUUCUCGUUCAGCCUGCUUCUCUGGAGUUCGACGCUGAUGCGGUCGUCGCAAUCGUCGUGACGGGAUACCUUGUUUUCUUACCGCUUCAAUGCUGGUCUCGAAUUCUGACCCACCAAAGAGCACGCAAUCUGCUAUUCAGUCUUUGGAAUGUUCUGAUGCUUGCCGGUGCUAUCUGUGCACUGGUAUACGCAGCAAAGAACUCUAGCGCCCCGUCACAAUAUAUGUUCUGCUAUCCAGACCUCCCGCCAUUCGACCAAACAUCCAGCGAUGGCUGGCAGCCGUCAUGGAGACGAUCUACGUGGAACGACAGUGUUUGGGGGACUUUCUCCAACUUCUCUCGUUGGGGCCAGUUGGGCGACAUUUGUUUCAAUCCUUGCUUCAACUCCAGUCAAAUACUCAGAGAACCCACCUCUCUUCAAUCCUGGGUUGCAACCAAGGACUCCGAGCUUGCACAUCCCCAAAAGUUCUGGACGAAACUAGCUUAUUCAAGACGGUAUAUCUAUAGCCUGAUUAUCCUCUGCUUAGUGCUUAACGUCGUCAACUUGGCGUACAAGUUCCUUCCUUAUCGGUCGCAAAUUCCAUCCUCUAAAUUGGUUGUGAUCUGGCGAGAAAGGAAGAACAUCCUCAAAGGACUCAAAAGAGAAUUAAGCGAAGCACGUUCGACUGCUAAGGAGCAACUGGAAAACAAAGAAACAGAAACGUGCCCCAAUCCCAUCGUCCGAAAAUCACCUUGGAUGCGCGCCCGACCAUUCUUCAGCGCCAUAUUUCUCAGAGCAUUGCUGCGAGUUGCGGUGGAUAGUGCAAUUCUCCUUGGUCUGGUCUUCAGCAUGGUCAUCAGCCCCUUUACCAUUAUUGCGUUUGUGGCAUGGGCUGAGUGGACUAUCUACAACGAUGGUCCAGCGCAGGAAAAGCCGCAGCAAGUCGGGCAAUGGUCUUACCUGGUUUCUGUUGGAUUCUUGGUACUCUCUGCUGCCAUACUAAUGCUCAAGUACCGCCUUGCAACAACCUCUGAGCUAGACGAGGAGAUACAGAAGCUGAAACGUGAUUUACAGAAGCUAGAGAUGCGAAGGGAAUCGCAAGCACGGCGGCGCACGGCUUCUAGCACAGGAGAUGAACAUGAUUCAUGAGAUGCUACAAUGGGUCUAGCACAAACUACCAGUCCUCUAUCCUCUCCUUUGGUUGGUAGGUGCGUGAUUUAAAAUUGUGUAAAAAGAUUCUUUCCUGGCCUUCACACUGGCCCGUUGAAUGGCAGGACUCGUAUAAGGAGUGGUGGUGAGAUCUUCGUUGGGUCAGGGCUUUUAGGGCUCAGAACAGGCGCCACAGGCCGGGAGAAAGACAGUGCAGGUACAUGCUACAAUAGUUGAGAACAAAGCAAAUUCUUUACGGCAGAAGGAGAAGAACCGUCAGGGAUCGAGGAUGCAUCUAGCCGUACAACCUUUCUUUGCUAGAAACAGUCAGCAUCAAUUGGCAAUAAGGCCCAUAGUCCCAUCGCCGCAAGGCAGCAUUAUUCCACAUCUCAGUAUCAUUGGUCGUCUACGUGCAAUUACAA
Molecule: messenger RNA, 1961 nt
Organism: Aspergillus pseudonomiae
Lineage: Eukaryota; Fungi; Ascomycota; Eurotiomycetes; Eurotiales; Aspergillaceae
Exons: 1
Coding region: 94-1539 (481 amino acids)
Source: RefSeq, a predicted model, not a curated record